This is a messenger RNA of Fusarium tjaetaba, 1077 nucleotides long. RefSeq names its product glycosyltransferase family 32. Lineage: Eukaryota; Fungi; Ascomycota; Sordariomycetes; Hypocreales; Nectriaceae. The record is from RefSeq and is a predicted model, not a curated record. The transcript has a single exon. Bases 1 to 1077 code for a protein of 358 amino acids. Gene Ontology annotation, biological process: mannosyl-inositol phosphorylceramide biosynthetic process. Gene Ontology annotation, molecular function: mannosyltransferase activity.
AUGGCGCUGCAAAAUAUCAUUCAACAUUUGCGCGCGCGCUUUGGGAAAUAUGAACGACUUUACGACGAGGAGCACAUUGAGUCGGAAUCACCAUCUUACAAACGAUGCGUCCCCAAACGAUUUGGAUUCCCGCGGUUCAGGAAGCUCACGGUCUAUCUGAUCCUCAUCAACCUCAUCAUUCUCGGAUUCUUAAUUCAUUCCAUUAAACCGCUCAUCACACUUCUCAUACGGAAUAACGAACUUUUCGCAAUUAAUUUCAAUGUCGACCACGCAGCACCGCCAGACGCAUUUCAAAGACCAGAUGGGAAGAAGAUACCGAGGAUUUUACACCAAACAGCGCCGAAUAGCUCGAUUCCGGAAAUUUGGGCAGCGUCGCAGCGGAGUUGUCAAGAAGCGUAUUCUGAUUUUGAAUAUAAGCUUUGGACUGAUGAAGGCGCGAGGGAGUUUUUGAAGGAGGAGUUUCCGUGGUAUCUCGACACUUGGGAUAACUACCCUUUUCCGAUUCAGCGCGCAGAUGCGAUUCGGUAUUUUGUGCUGUACCACUUUGGCGGGAUUUAUAUGGACAUGGACACCUAUUGCAACUCGUCGUUUCCCGUGGAUCAGAUCGAAUCACUACCAGGAAAAGAGCACGCUUUAUUCAAAUCGACAUUACCGACUGGUAUCACGAAUGAUUUUCUCAUCUCGACAGCAAGACAUCCAGCUUUCGCAUCAGCUAUUACAAGACUUGCCAGCUUUCAUCAAUUGACGCGACUCUGGGCGCGUCUCCAACCCUACGCAGCUAUCAUGAUCUCUACAGGCCCUCUCUUUUUGACACUGGCGGUGCAGCAAUAUCUGCUCGGCCAGCCGAUUCUCCCGUCGCCAAACAUACACAUCAUGGACCCCUCUAUGCUAGACGCAUACAUGGCAGACCUCGAAACAGCAACAUGGCAUCGGAGCGACGCUCAAGUCCUCAAGUGGCUCGGCGACAGACCGUGGUCAUGGUUCAGCCUAGGAAUCAUUGGAGUCGUCGCAGGCAUAUACACGUUUAAUUGCGUGCUAUCACGAACCUUUACGACACUUUACCGUAAAUUAUUAUAA